Molecule: messenger RNA, 1618 nt
Organism: Xiphophorus maculatus (southern platyfish)
Lineage: Eukaryota; Metazoa; Chordata; Actinopteri; Cyprinodontiformes; Poeciliidae
Gene: rnf24
Product: ring finger protein 24
Exons: 5
Coding region: 739-1206 (155 amino acids)
Cellular component (GO): endomembrane system
Molecular function (GO): ubiquitin protein ligase activity; zinc ion binding
Source: RefSeq, a predicted model, not a curated record
UCUUAAUAUCUACAUUGUGGUCUUUGGGACAGCCAUCUUUGUCUUCAUCCUCAGCCUCCUCUUCUGCUGCUACCUGAUCAGAUCCCUCUCACUCUGCUGCGAGAGGUUAAGGUUACUAGUAAUGGAGGUAAAUCUUACAAACCUACGAAUUUCUUUUGUCUGUUUUGCUUUUUUUCCCCCGUCCCUUUUCUAUAUUAUUUAAUCUCCCUCUGAAGUAUGUUCUGUGGAUUCUCUUCUCAUUAAAUGUCCAUCAUGUUCUCUCGCUGUUCUCUGAAGUAUGUGUAUUUAAAGCUCAACUUGUGUCUGUCCCAACUUUCUUGGAACUAUGUAAGACUUGUCUAAACAGCCUGCAGUUCCUAAUGGCUGUUAAAAUCUGACUUAAUUAUAGUUUUACCUCAGGUGCAGUGUUUUGUAAAGAAAGGAGGGCUUAAAGUAUUCCAAGAAUAUCACCUGUUUACAUGUAAUUUGACUUACUCCUGCCUUAGUUGGCAAAAUAAAUCUCUAAAGAUUCCAAGUUUUGUUUCAGGAGAUAUUCUGCCUUCUUUCUGUGUUUGGUUGAUUAAAGCCAUAUGUUUUUAGUCAGGAAGUUAUUUUUGGCCUGGUGAAUUAAAUGACAGACUGAACUUUGUGACUCACCACACUCUGCCAAGACAUUUAUUCUGCUCUUUCUUUUUUGACCUUCUCUCUAAGAAUAUUAUAUGUAAAAUUAUCUUCUGAUGCGUUUGCUAAUUUACAUGAAUGCCAACGUUGUUGGAUAAUUUGUUCUCUUUAAUCAAAGCCAGUUUUGUCCACCUCUUUUUUUUUUUGUCCACCAUUGCAGGAUGCAGGAUAUGUAUCCAUGUUAAUGUUUAUCAGUCAAUUACUAAUCAGAAAGGUGUUUUGUCUGUCCGUCUCCCCAGGUUACGGCACCAGGCACACAAAGAACUAUAUGCAUACAAACAAGUCAUUCAGAAGGAAAAAGUCAAAGAGCUAAACUUGCAUGAGAUAUGUGCGGUGUGCUUGGAGGAGUUCAAACAGAAAGAUGAGCUGGGGAUCUGUCCAUGCAAACAUGCCUUUCAUCGGAAGUGCCUCAUUAAGUGGCUGGAGGUGAGGAAAGUGUGCCCGCUGUGCAACAUGCCCGUCCUGCAGCUCGCCCAGCAGGCCGGCACCACAGAGCCCCCCAUGCCCGUCCAGCAGCCCCUGCCUGGCGCCGAGAACCUGGUGUAGCGGAUGCUGAUCCCCUCUCGGAAAGCAGCCGGCGGACACACAACAAACCACAUCCCAACGCUCACACUCACACCUUAAACAGGUACCCUUUGGUGGGAGGGUGUGAACUGACACAAACUGGAAUAACUGAGCAGAAGCUCACAAAAACUGAGAGUCCUCGGUCGUCAUCACCUCUUUUUAUUUUUGCAUCAGUUACAAAAAUAAAGAAAGGAUUUCCUUUAUGUCAGCACCAAGUGGCUGAUAAUCAGCUGUUCUUUUUAUUUUAUUGUAUUUACUUCAUGGACGAUGAAUCUAGAAGAAGUUUCUUUUUGUUACUUUUUCACAACCAAAGCGCUUUUCUGGAGGGCACCAGCAAAAGACGAGGAAGAAGAAAACGCAAAAGCCAAGAACUUCACUACACUAAGAUAUAUAU